CCGCCAAUGCGACUUCUCUUUUACCAUUUAGAUUAAUUUUUAAUAAUUUAAUCACCAAAAUUGAUUUUAAUGAAGCCGGUUAAAAACGUAGGCAAUGCAUCUCAUGGAGGACCCAAUUAGCUACAGCAAACGAAAUGCGAUCUCUCUGCAACUUGUUUUAUUUUUACUAAACACACCCAAUUUCAAAGAAAUUGUGACACCCCAAAACUUUCUUCCACUUUUCCAUUAAAUUUCAUUCCUUCUUAUAACAAAAGCAAAAGUCAUCUAUUCAACUUCAAUUCCACCGAAGACCCGCUUCAAGAAUUAGUAAAAGUAAAAGUUCCCGUCUCGCUCUUUACUUACCCCUUCAAACAAGCUAAAACCCAGAAAAUUUUCGUACGUAUAGAGGGUUUCAGGCAGAUGCUAUAUAUACAGAUCUUUGAUGAGUGUUUGCCUUGGAUGUUUUUAAGUUGUUUGUAAGAUUCUUUUAAGGUUUUUGAAGAUGGGCAGUGAGGGAGGUGGCCAAUCGUCUCAUCCUCUAAGAAUAACCGUCCGAGAACUUAUCUGCCAUGCGUGUUCUGGUGCCACUGCAGGUGCAAUUGCGGCCACCUUUGUGUGCCCUUUAGAUGUAAUCAAAACAAGGCUACAAGUACAUGGACUCCCUACAGCUUCUAAAACUGGUGUUAGAGACAGUGUUAUUAUUACAAGUCUACAACAUAUAAUAAAAACUGAAGGUUUGAAGGGGUUGUAUCGUGGACUUUCACCAACAAUAAUUGCUCUUCUUCCAAACUGGGCGGUGUAUUUUACAGUUUAUGAGCAACUAAAAGGCCUACUCGCUUCACAUGAUAAUAACAGUGCACAGCUCACAAUUGGGGAAAAUAUGGUAGCUGCUGCUGGUGCUGGGGCUGCCACAGCCAUCGUAACAAAUCCAUUAUGGGUUGUAAAGACAAGACUCCAAACGCAGGGAAUGAGGACCGGUGUGGUUCCCUAUACUGGUGUACUUUCUGCUUUAAGAAGAAUUGUACAUGAAGAAGGCUUGCGAGGGCUGUACAGUGGAGUUUUGCCUUCCUUGGCUGGGAUUAGUCAUGUUGCAAUUCAGUUUCCAGCAUAUGAAAAGAUAAAAUCAUAUAUGGCAAAAAAGGGAAAUACAACUGUUGAUCGUCUAAGUCCGAGUGAUGUUGCAAUUGCGUCAUCCAUAUCAAAAGUGCUUGCCUCUAUUAUGACUUACCCACAUGAGGUAAUUCGAUCAAGGCUUCAAGAGCAAGGGCAGGCGAGGCACACCGAGGUCCAAUAUGCAGGGGUGGUUGAUUGCAUUAGAAAGGUAUUCCGGAAGGAAGGUGUUUCUGGCUUUUACCGUGGGUGUGCAACCAAUCUCCUGAGAACAACACCAUCAGCUGUCAUUACAUUUACCAGUUACGAGAUGAUACACCGAUUUCUGAACCAGGUAUUACCUCCUGAAAGGAAGAAAUCAGAGGCUGGGCCUAGGUCUGAUGGCCAUGUGAACAAGUCAUGGCCAAAUAAGAGAGCCAGUGCGGAAGAAAGUAAAAUAUCGCAAACUCACUCAAAUAAGAUUACACCUUAAAAUCCCUGUUUGGUAGGGGAAGUCUUUACUGCUUUCUCCCCUGGAAGAAAAUUUUUCAUAAAAGAAAUUGAAAGCUUGUUACUCAAAUGUUAAAAUUGAAUAAAAGUGCUAUACCUUUUGUC
Messenger RNA from Gossypium raimondii (Peruvian cotton), 1683 nucleotides. Its product is annotated as nicotinamide adenine dinucleotide transporter 1, chloroplastic. The record is from RefSeq and is a predicted model, not a curated record. Gene Ontology annotation, molecular function: NAD transmembrane transporter activity. Lineage: Eukaryota; Viridiplantae; Streptophyta; Magnoliopsida; Malvales; Malvaceae. Bases 482 to 1561 code for a protein of 359 amino acids. The transcript is spliced from 9 exons. Gene Ontology annotation, biological process: NAD transmembrane transport.